GCUGUCACUGUCUUUAACUGUCAUUAACUGACGAAAACAUACUGACAAGUCAACAGAGACACGGCUAUUUACUUCAGAGUGACUCUUCUUUUAUUGUGAAAAUCUAUGACCGUUAGCCUGCUGACAGCUAACUCGGUUAACAGCUGUCAAAACAAACAAGUUUCCUUUAUUAGCUAACUGCUAGCUUCGCAGGAGUAAACUUUUCAACAUUUAGUAGCUUAUAAACGCAAUCAACGAGUAAGAACGUCGUUGUUUCAUAACUUUAACUGUGUGAAAACAAACUGCUAGCCUUCGAUAAAGACGAUAAUCGUUUUUUUAUGCAGACUAUAAAGUGUGUGGUGGUGGGUGACGGUGCGGUGGGAAAGACUUGCCUCCUCAUCUCCUACACCACCAACAAGUUUCCCUCUGAAUACGUCCCCACGGUGUUUGAUAACUAUGCGGUGACGGUGAUGAUCGGCGGGGAGCCGUACACUCUGGGACUGUUUGACACUGCAGGUCAGGAGGACUACGACCGGCUGCGACCCCUCAGCUACCCUCAGACAGACGUCUUCCUCGUCUGCUUCUCUGUCGUGUCGCCUUCCUCGUUUGAGAAUGUCAGAGAGAAGUGGGUGCCGGAGAUCUCGCACCACUGCCCGCGGACCCCCUUCCUGCUGGUCGGGACUCAGAUGGAUCUGAGGGACGACAGCAACACUCUGGAGAAACUGGCCAAGAACAAACAGCGAGCUCUGAGCUGUGAGAGCGGAGAGAAGCUCGCUCGAGAGCUGAAGGCCGUCAAAUACGUGGAGUGUUCCGCUCUCACGCAGAGGGGUCUGAAGAACGUAUUUGACGAGGCCAUCCUGGCUGCUCUGGAGCCUCCGGACAACAAACCCAAGAAGCGCUGCGUCCUGCUAUAGACGGAGGAGGAGGAGGAGGAGGAGGAGGAGGAGGAGGAGGAGGAGGAGGAGGGGAGGAGGAGAGGAGGAGGAGGAGGAGGAGGAGUACAGAGGGAGGGAGGUGGACGAGGUAGACACAUGUUUCAACGAGUGCCUUCAGCCGUCGUGACUUAACGUGGGCGUGGCGUCGGAGGAGCCGGGCUCUCGACGGGCUUUAUUUUCAUCAUAGAUAAGUGUUUCGGAUUAUAUUAUGACUAACGCACGUGAACAACACGCCUCGCUAACCAGGAAACGGGGGUUUAAAUUUUAGUUGAGCAGUAGAGAGGGUUUCACCUCGGACGCCUUUUAAAAGAUGCACAACAGUGGAUGGCGUCACGGUUACAGAUGAGACCGCCAACCGCCGCCUCAAACCGAUGACGUUUCUCAAAAGCCUUGAACUUUAGGAGCUGUGUCAGAUAUCUGAAUAAGAUUUGUUCCAGUCAGUAAACACAGUCCUGGAGAACAUCUGUGUUUACUGAACUUCAUGGUGGAGCUGAUCCUCUGUUUUCAUGGGAAACAUUUGAAAUCGAGCUGACAGUCCCUGAACCUUUGUGCCUCACUUAGGAACAGUUGCUCAGGUCUCAUUAGAGGAUAAAAUGUCCCAAAACUAAAAUUUUGAGGUCUGAUCUUAUAGAACGUGUGAUUUUUAUUCUGUAAUGACGACGGGAUCGAACAUUGUGGUUUUAUUGCGGACAUUUUCUUCCUUAAGUAGCUGAGUAGUGUCUGUGUUUCGGAGCUGAGGUUGAACUUCAGAAACUAGAAAUAAAACUCACAACCUUGCCAAACUUCAAGAGAAAAUUAAAACGAUGAAAAUGUCCUACGUGAGGCACAAGGGUUAAGUCACAGUAAAGUUCUUUAAAAUUUAAAUUACACAAGAAAGUCUUCCAAAAUCAGUGUCAUUUGAAUCUUUGUUUGGUCCAAAGCAGGUCGCAUCUGGAGAGAAUAAAGUCCAGCAAGAAGAACAAUGCAGCAUUAAUGAUAUUAAUCUGGUCUGAGAAGACAAAAAUAAACUCUUUCCUCGAGCAGAACUAACGCGGUUUUUAAUUUAACGAGACGUGAACACGUGACCCAGUUGGUGAGCAGCGUUCCCUGCAGCUCAGUGGACCGUCGGUCCGGUUUACUGGAGGAGUUUGAGAGUAGUGACUGAACCUGACUUCAUCCAUUUCAGUGGGGAGAGAUUGAGAUCGCUUUAAGUGAGCUAAUGACAGCUUUACUGACUUCGUCUAUGAGACGAUACACACACACACACACACACACACACACACACAGACACACACACACACACACACACAUGCCAACACACAUGCCAACACACAGUCAUCUUUAACAACAUGCCGAGAAUGUUUUACGUGAAAACAACGUGUUUCCCUCGAGCCAUCUGGAGUCACGGGGUCUCAACCUGACGACAGAAAUGUUCCCGUAAUAAUACGUUGUGUUGUCAGUGUGACCGUUUCCCUCUCUGCCGUCUCACUGUGGACGUCCUGAACCCAACACUCCACAAACACAGCUUUCUAUCUAAUAUAAAGUAUGAGAGGCGUUACAUAUAGAAUUAUAACAUCUAUAAAUCAAUACUUUAUUCAUUUUGAGAUAACAAUCAGUGUAAUAAACGUGACAAAUAUGAAAUUCCGUAGUGGCAGCGAUGUGAAUUUAGCUGUAAUUAAAUUGUAAUAAACUGAUAAAAAAAAGGAUGCUGAAAUAACUACAUAAUGAUGCUGAUCUGUCAAAAGACUGAGUUUGUGCUUUGUCAGGUUUGGCAGCGACAUGACAAGCAAACAACUUUUAAAAAGCUUGUUUUCUGAAUGUUUGGAUCGAUUAGUGUCAUGCUACGCUAACCUUGUAGCUGCUCCGUCAACACUCUAAAUAGCUUCAUCGCG
Messenger RNA from Anarrhichthys ocellatus (wolf-eel), 2785 nucleotides. RefSeq names its product cell division control protein 42 homolog. Bases 318 to 893 code for a protein of 191 amino acids. The record is from RefSeq and is a predicted model, not a curated record. The transcript has 6 exons. Gene Ontology annotation, biological process: small GTPase-mediated signal transduction. Gene Ontology annotation, molecular function: GTP binding; GTPase activity. NCBI's taxonomy places the organism in Eukaryota, Metazoa, Chordata, Actinopteri, Perciformes, Anarhichadidae.